AUGAUCCGAAGUAGGAUAAGUCGAAGAACAAAGAAAAGAACGGUCAAGAAGAAACGCAAUAUUAAGGAGAAACGAUUGAGUGGGGUUGAAAGGUCCAGAGAUCUAGGAUAUGGCGAUGAAAUUUGCAUUGAACAGAUUCAGGAUUUCAACGACGGCACAGCACCGUUUGUAGAGUUGGUGGAUAGCGAAGAUAUUCCAGCAUGUGAUAAGCACGAAGCAUUAAACGAGAAGAAGGAAAUUUACAGUGAUUCAAAUAAUCAAGAAUUAUGGUUCCUGAAUGGGUACUGUGGUGAUUAUGAUCCGCGAUCGUUGCUGAUGCAUGUUUGUGAAGAUGGACGAGUCAAAUUGUGGAGCGAAUUCCUUCAACAUUUUUCCGAGAAAGAAUUCAGCAAAAUCGGAGAAGGAGCGUUCAGUGAGGUGUACACGGCCAAAUCCUUACUGGAUCAUUCUACUGUUGUUUUGAAGGUGGUACCAGUUGAUGAAGGGACAAAUGUGACCAUGAGCAGUAAACCAUCGAAGACGUUUCUUUCGAUUUUACCCGAAGUGCUCAUCUAUCGAGAAAUCGAAUUGCUUUCAAGU
Molecule: messenger RNA, 579 nt
Organism: Anisakis simplex (herring worm)
Lineage: Eukaryota; Metazoa; Nematoda; Chromadorea; Rhabditida; Anisakidae
Source: the annotation of a GenBank genome assembly